AUGAGCAGAGGGAAAUCCUUCUCCUGCUCCGAGGGUUUACUAUUAUGCUUUCUCCAAAUUACAGUUGUACUACUCCAACUACAACAAACUUGUGCUGCAAAUAAUCACGAAACAUGUGUCCCUUCAUCCUGCGGCAAAAUCACAAACAUAAGAAGUCCAUUUCGGCUGAAGCAUGAACCAGCAAACUGUGGGGAUCCGAGGUACGAGGUAGCUUGCGAAAACAACGUGACAAUGCUAAAUUUGUUUUCUGGUAAAUACUAUGUGCAGGCAAUCAACUACAAAAACUUCACAAUCCGGCUUGUUGAUCCUGGCAUUCAAGAGUCUGAUAAUUGCUCCUCCAUUCCUCGCUAUUUUUUAUCCGCGUCCAAUUUCUCUGAUUAUUACAACUAUGGGAACUACGCGGAUCCAUAUCAAGCCAUUCAACUGAGAGCAUUUCACCAUUCUUUCAAUCAAUUCCAGCACGUGAUUUACUUGAACUGCAGCACUCCAGUGAGGGAUGAUCCUCGGUACGUGGAUACAUCUCCCUGCGUCAAGUGGCAUUCCAAAGGCCAUGUUUAUGCUUUCGCUGGGGAGUUGUUCGCUGGAGACUUAAAACCUGAUUGCCACGUCAAGAUGAUUGCUACAACAUCCGAUUUUGGUUAUGCUUCGGAAUGGAGGCAGGGAAACAACAAAAACUUUACCUACGAUGAAAUUCUUAGGAUGCUAGUCUAUGGAUUUGAUGUUUCGUGGAUGAGUUUUCCUUGUGAACCUCUUCGUUGUGCAAUGCUAACUUGCUACUUUAAUGAAACAAGCCAGAGUCCUGCUUGUGUGGACAACACGACGUCUGGUUACUGUUUCUCUCCAUUGGGAUUUUAUGUCAGAUGUGGACUACUACAAAUAAUAGGUCGAAAAUUAGGCGAUCCAGCUUCCACAGGCAUUCCAGAUUCUGAACUUGGUAUUGAGAUAGGAAGAGUCACGGGAAGGUAUGUCUGGCUAACAUAUACAAUGGUGAGAUUUACGUUGGGUCUCAUAGUUUUCUUUGUGGUAUUGACAUAUACAUGUCGAAGAAGACAUAGAUCAACGUAUGAAAAUAUUGAAGAUUUUCUGCGAGGGAACACCCUCAUGCCAAUAAGGUAUUCAUACAAAGAGAUAAAGAAGAUGACUAGAGAUUUUAAGCACAAACUUGGUGAAGGAGGCUACGGCUCUGUUUAUAAAGGAAAACUACGCAGUGGGCCUUUUGUAGCCAUAAAGAUGUUGGGAAAAGCUAAGGCUAAUGGGCAAGAUUUCAUAAAUGAAGUCGCAACCAUAGGAACAAUACAUCAUGCCAAUGUGGUGCGACUUAUUGGAUUUUGUUUCGAGGAAUCAAAACAUGCUCUUGUUUAUGAAUAUAUGCCCAAUGGUUCUCUUGAUAGAUAUAUUUUAUCCAAAGAGGAUGAUAUCUCUUUAACUUAUGAGCAAAUGUACGACAUAUCUCUUGGAGUGGCUCGUGGUAUUGCUUAUCUACAUGAAGGCUGCGACAUGCAAAUUUUGCAUUUUGAUAUCAAGCCCCAUAACAUACUUCUUGAUGAGAACUUUAUCCCUAAGGUUUCAGACUUUGGUCUUGCAAAGCUUUAUCCUAUUGAUAAUACCAUUGUCACUUUGACUGCAGCAAGAGGAACAAUUGGUUACAUGGCUCCUGAAUUAUUCUACCAAAACAUUGGAGGAGUAUCCUACAAGGCUGAUGUGUAUAGCUUUGGAAUGCUUUUGAUGGAAUUGGCAAACAGGAGAAGAAACUUGAAUCCACAUGCAGAUCAUUCAAGCCAAACUUUUUUUCCCUUUUGGAUUUAUAAUCAAUUGAUUGAAGAAAGGGAGAUAGAAAUGAAAGAUUUUACCAAUGAGGAAAAGAAUAAUGUGAAGAAGAUGUUCAUAAUUGCACUGUGGUGUAUACAGUUGAAACCCAGUGACCGUCCUUCAAUGGACAAAGUAAUAGAGAUGUUGGAAGGACAUGUUGAGUGCAUUGAAAUGCCUCCGGAGCCUUCUUUUUAUUCGACUGAAAUGAUUCAAGGAGAUCUUGAAAUCAACUCUGACCAAACUAUAUCAGAUGAUGCUGCUGGCUCUGUUAGUAUUCUUGAAGAAAGUACAGAAUAUCCUUUAUUGAGGUAUUCUGCUUGA
Molecule: messenger RNA, 2130 nt
Organism: Gastrolobium bilobum
Lineage: Eukaryota; Viridiplantae; Streptophyta; Magnoliopsida; Fabales; Fabaceae
Product: LEAF RUST 10 DISEASE-RESISTANCE LOCUS RECEPTOR-LIKE PROTEIN KINASE-like 2.1
Exons: 2
Coding region: 1-2130 (709 amino acids)
Biological process (GO): protein phosphorylation
Molecular function (GO): polysaccharide binding; ATP binding; protein kinase activity
Source: RefSeq, a predicted model, not a curated record